GUGCGCGGGGCACGCUGGGAGGGCAGAGAGGGGAGCGCGGGAGAGGCGGCCGAGGAGCGCGGGCCCUGAGGCCGGGAGGCGAACGGCCCUCGAAGGCGAACCCGGGCCGACCGGGAGACAUCGGGGCCUGGUAGCUGAGACAUUCAGUCAACAGGAAAAUAUGAAUGAUUCGAGGCAGCAGUCAUUGUUCUUCAUCACAUCUCCAGAUUUACACAAACUCUGUGCUGUCAGGAUAAUACUGAGUAAUGGGGUGGCGGAUACUGAGAUUAGGAGUACGCAAAUGAAGAUGUGCAGGCAAUUGCUGUUUUUGCACCAAGAUAUUCUUACAUCACCUGUGCCUGGAAUAUUAAACCAAAUUUGGGUAGUGAUGGCGAUAACAUUUUAUAAAGCUGGAAAACUUAAUGCCUAUAUUGAAAAACACGGAGCUAAAGUGGAGGCUCCACAGAGAGUAAUCCCUGUAAUUCUUCAAAACUGCCUUUCAUACUCACUCAUGGCUAGGCUUGCUCCAGCCUGGAAUAAAACUGGCCAUCUCUUGGUGCAAGGACGAGAAUUUCUUUCUCAGAUGGGAAAGCAAAGUGCUGUUGUAUUAGACAUCAAUGUAACUGAAACUCAAGUUUGUCUAAGUAUAGAAGCUUACACAAUCAGACUGCCACCACCUGAGCUAAGAGAAUUUGAUAUUUCUCAGAGUGUUAUCAAGGAUUUUGAUACUAACAAGAAUGCCAUCAUUGAAGGACAUUCAAUUUUAAGCAACUGGUGCUACGUUUUGCCAAGUAUGAAAAGGGGACAAAUAAUAAGUAUUCUUCACACCAUACCCCCUGACUGUCCUUUUCAUUCAUAUGAAGAUUUCCAGAUGCACUGGGAUGACCUGUAUGGCUAUAAACUUCCAGAAGAUUGUGGAAAUAUUAAAAUAUACUGCAGCAUCUACUUCAAAAUGAUAGGAGAAAGGAUCUUCACAUAUCCUUUACACAUCAUAUACCCUCUCAGCUGCAUCAGAAGUCAGCCUAUACAGUUCUUUCCAAGAGUAGAUUUGGAAGGUGUGCUGCAAAGUUUCCUUUCAGAUUUAAAAUCUAAACUGCCUCAUAUAUGUGGCUUUCCCAUAAAGAUGACAACGAAACCAUGCUACUACACACAAGAACUAAUGAAGCCUCAUGUACAGGAAAACAAAGUCAAGGCGCCUAAUCUGACCACUAAACAAGUGUUUAGGUCCUCUCUGACUCGGGCCCCUUGCACCAGACCUGUCCUGGCUCAGUGUCUUGUACCAGGUUCAGGAGCCAUGAACCACAGGAUGGAGCUUCCAGGCAGCCAGCUGAAGAAAACCUGGGUGUCCUCAGCACUGCAUCUCCAGCAGCAGUCUGUUCAGAGCGGAAAAAUAUCCCCAUCUGACAAGGCACCACAAGUACAUUUGGAAGCACCAAAGCCCAACACAGGAAACCUUCAAGUUCAAGGCACAGACUUAAGCUCCCAGAAUAAUACUGCCCCUACAUUCAUACCAGUUUUCAAAAAUCGAUCCUUGCAGAUGAGUAAAAAGAUCUUAGAACCUGGCAACCUGAAAAGGGAACAGCAUGUUGUUACAGAAUCUAAAUUCUUUUCACUUAAAACUAGUGUGAUCCAAAAUGACAAGCUGAAUUUAGAUCCAGCUAUUAAAAAAAGAUCUAAUCAUAACAUUCAGAUGAAUGCUAGAAAUUUAAAUCAGAAGAUUUCCAGACUUCUGCAAGGAAAAAAUACUGAGUCCUGUGAAAAUAUGACAAAAUAUCCCUCUUCUAAUGGAGAAUCACCAACUGUGAGUUUAAAUGAAAGUAAACACCUCUCUAAUAGUUCAGUAUCUCAUAUAUCAAAUAACAGUUUAGGUGCAAUAAAAAGUGCAGUUGACUUCCAAGUGAAUAGAAAAGAAAAUUUAACAAGGAAAUAUAUAACACAAAUUUUGGGGAAAGGCCGCGAAUCACUAAAAAUGAAAAAACAACCAUACAUUUUUGAAUCAGACACAGAAACAGAAGAUCCCCAACUACUGCAGCCACAAUCAAUAAAUCAGACUAUAAAAGCUGAUGUAAGUGACCACAAAUUGAUGAUAAGCAAAACAUCCCAGAGGACUAAAAGAAGAUUGUGUCAAGAAUCUUCAAAAGCUUCAAAGAGACCUCAUUCCAAUACUAUCCAUUAUGGACAGUCCAGUUUUCCUAGGAGCAAGAUACAUGAUGGGGACAAAUCAAAAGUUCAGAAAUCUCUCAUCAUUCCUAAAACUUAGAACAUGGAUGUGAAGGAAGGACAUGACUACCAGACAUAACCCUCUGAAUGUGGAUGGACAUUCACACACUCCUAUGAACAUGAAAUCAGGUUCUGUGCACUGCUGUGGAACCUCCUUUAUCACCUGACACUCAUUAUUCUCAUGGGCACGUAGGAUUCAUUCUGUAGCAUGGGGGUGUUACUACAUUAACUGUCCCUACUGAUUGACAUUUAAGUUGUUUCCAACUUUUCACUGUGGUUACAAUAUUGUAUAAACCAUUUUGUAAAAGAUAGACAAGUAUAGAAAUGUUUUUGUUAGUUGAAAAUGUCUUUAUUUUGCCCUUAACCAUUUUUGUUGAAAUUUCUUUGAAUUUAUUAUUUUCAUCAUUGAAGAUUUCAAGCUAUACAAAGUACAGGUAAUAGUGUAAAGAGCCUCUGGGGCACCUGGGUGACUGGGUCAGUUGAGUGUCCGACUCUUGAUUUUGGCUCAGGUCAUGAUCCUAGGGUCGUGGGAUCAAAACCCUGCGUUGGGCUUUGCACUGAGUGAGGAACCUGCUUAAGAUUGUCUCUCGCUCGCUCUGUCCUUCUCUCCCACUCACGUGCUCUCUAAAUAAAUAAACAAAUAAAUAAGUUUUAAAAAAUAGUAUAAAAAGUAGUUAUCACCCAGCUUCGAUAAUUAUUAUUUUGCCACUAUAUUUCACCUGUUUCUCGCAGAUUCACUUUUCUUACUGAAUUAUUUUUUAUGUUUAUUUAUUUAUUUCGAGAGAGAGAGAGAGCAAGGGAGGGACAGGGAGAGAGAGGGAAAGAGUGAAUCCUAAGCAGGCUCCGCACUGUCAGCGCAGAACCCAACACAGGAAUCAGUCUCACAAACCAUGAGAUCUUGACCUGAGCUGAAAUCAAGAGUCGGAUGCCUACCUGAGUGAGCCACCCAGGUGUCUCUUUACUGUACUAUUUUAAAACAGAUUCAGUACGGCAUAAAGUUCACCCAUAAACACCUUGAUACAGCUCUCUACCCGACGAGGGAUAGCAUAAAGAAAAAAAUAUGUGUACGUACUGUGAACCGUCUACAGUGUCUUCACUGACUCACUAAAUUUUACUCUAGUCUAACAUGCAAACUGACAGGAAGUCCUCAGUAAACAUACGAUCUAUUUCACAGAAGAACUAGAGCCUUCAGUCAAACAACCAAAACACUGGCGUGAAGAUUUAUUUGUUCAGCUGUACGUGUGUGAUCUGUGCCAGGCAGUGGGCUGAGCGCCGUGUCCCUGCAAUCACAGAACUGCCAUUGGCUGUGUAGUCUAGUCCCCAACCAACCCACCCUGGGCUCCUGGCAAAGAUGUAGGAGCCUGAGAGUAAGGAAGCAAAUGCAACAGUGACGUUUUGGUCCAUGUUACAAAAAUUACUGAGCGUAUAAGAAAUGAGGAACAGAAACAGAGCUUCUCACCUAAUUAGUGUUUUUCUGGCUUUCAAACAUUUGAGAUGUUUAAUUUACAAAAUGUGAUCCAAUAGUUGUGGUAAGAUAUUUAAAAGAAAUGAAAACCCUCACUAAUAUUGCACUAAAAUAAUUCUUCAUUAAAUUUAAAAAAAUAAGCAGAGAACCAAGUAUAACUUGAACUUUGAUUUUUUAAAAUGAGAUUCACUAUUUUUGCUCCUUCGCCAAACAUUACAAUUAAAGGCAAAAGCGAAUACGAACUCUACUUGAAGACUGUAAAUAUAGUUCUUGCUCUUGGAAUUGUGCCUGGCUAAUUCAUUUACUGUGUGUCUUUUACCAUAAGCAUGUCUUUUUUGCAGAGUCUGUUUUAUAAUAUUAUUUUACCGUUUUCAUAGGGAAACACAACCUGGUUUAAAGCCCAUUUUGAGUGUGCCUUGCUCAUUCUAGAACUGGUAUGGUAGAUAACGAGUAGACCGCAGUAAGAAGUAGUAUAUCAUUGUGUUUGUGAGGCUGUGCUGAAAAUACCUGUUAAUGAAAAUACUAUGAGUAAGGAUAUGUAUUCGGUCACUCAGUCAUCCACAGAAUGUACUUUCUUGAAACCAGUCUUUCCCUCUGCUCCACACAUUCCCCGCUGCCUUCCUGCCGCUCUCCUGCUGCUGUCCAGUCUUCAUGCCUGAGGUAAUAAAGACUUGUUUGAUUCUAAGACUAAGUGGAAUAAUUAAAAAGAUAAAUCCACUGCUUAGUGUGUAGUAUCUCCCAGUUCUUUAUAUAAAUAAUCUUGCUAGCUCCUCCUGCACUCCAUUAGUGUCUAAAACUAAUUUAUAGGAUACUAUUUCAUUUAGAUAAAUUUAACCUACAUGACAAACCUGCUUGUGUUAGGAUCAGCCUAUUUUCUGGUGUAAAGUAGGUUUAUUUUUGCUCUUACAAUAUUUAUCCUAAUGAAAACUUACCACAAAAAUAUAUAUGAUAUAUAUGUAUAUAACAUAUAUAUGUACAGAUGAUUUACUAUAGAGAUACUUGAACAGAUUGAUUGACUAUUUACUAUUCCAUGUUCAGAGAAGAGGUCCCAGGGAGAAUUACUGGCUCAGACUCCCUGAAGAAAUUAAUGAAGAUUUUGUUUCAUUUUAAAGAUUAUAAUUUUGAAAGCCAGGAUAAUCCCAAACCUAAUUAGGGAAAACUAAACUGUACUUCCUUGUUUAAAUUUUGGUUUAUAUGCAUCAUGGCCACCACCCCCACCCUGCCCUCAAAUCAUUCUUCAUAUUCCAGCUGUGAGUUUUAGAACCAUUACAAUUUUAAAUAAUUUUGUGUUUGCCUAUAUACAGAAACUUAAAAGAUUAGCCAUUUCAUUUAAAAACCUGUGGCAAUAUGCCAAACUAAUGCUAAGGAAUCAUCUUCAUAGAAAUGUAAACAUCCUUUCUUGAACGAUUUAUAGUUUAAAUUUCACAGUAUUUUUUGCUUACUAUAUUUGAAUUUUUUCUGUUUAUAUUUUUUAUUAUAUAUUUCUGAAAUUAUACAUUAUUAUAUAUCAUUUUAUUUGUAUUUGCUUACCAUAGCAAAUAGGUAAAAAAUACGGGUUUGUCAAUGAUUAUUAACCAGUUCGUGAACCAGUUUUGCUCUCUUUUUCAAAUUGCACAUCAUCAGGUGUUAUGACGGAACUGACAAUAUAUUGAUAGUUAUUGAUACUUAGCAAUGGUUAGUAUUUAUAAAUGUUUAAAGAUGUCACGGUCAUUUAUUGGUGCUUAAAAUGUCCAUUGUUGUUGUAUCCUACGUAGUGUCUUAGUUAAAAUAAGAAAAUAAAGGUAUUCAAAUAGGCGUAUU
Neofelis nebulosa (Clouded leopard) is the source of this 5464-nucleotide messenger RNA. It is a transcript of the gene C11H18orf63, whose product is annotated as chromosome 11 C18orf63 homolog. The transcript has 14 exons. NCBI's taxonomy places the organism in Eukaryota, Metazoa, Chordata, Mammalia, Carnivora, Felidae. The coding region runs from base 161 to 2239 and encodes 692 amino acids. The record is from RefSeq and is a predicted model, not a curated record.